AUUAUAUUCAAUCUUUUUAUAUUUGACUUAAUUGCAAGGGGACAAUCGACAAUUCACCAGUAUGUAUAGUGUUGCAAGCCAAGAUUCAGAGGUUAUAGAGAUAAAUAGUCAACCAACCGCGACUGGGUCCAAUAAUGAAAGAUUUAGUGAAGAAGACAAUAAAGAAACAAGGGAUAAGGAACAAGAGAUACUCAACCUAACAAGCGAUGAAGAAAACCCAAGAGAAGAGUAUCAGGAGAUGGAGGUAAGUAAUAAAAUUGAUACUAAGAACCAUAAUCUAGGAGAUGAUUCUGGCAGUCAUCAAGAAGUCAUUAAUUUAGAAGAAUUAACCGAUGAAGACGACGAUGAAAAGUCAAUAGAGAGUGACCGUGAUAUAAAUAGUAAAGAAAGUAAUAAAAACAUUGGUAAUAACAAUAAUGAGCACACCAAGUCCAUUAAUUUAGAUGUCCAAGCAAUAAACCUUAGUUCUAGUUUAACUUUAGAAAACCACGAGGAUGACUUUGAGUUGGCAAAAAACGAUGAUACAGUUGAACAAACCAAUCCCCAAGAUAAUAGUGCAAAUGACGAAGAAGACGAUCUCGAAGAAAUCGGGGAAACUGAUUUCAAGAAAGGUUUAGGUUCUGAAUUCGGCUCGGAUGAAUUAAAUAGCGAAGAUGAAAUACCAAAUUUAGAAGAGGACGAGUCCCAAAAAGACCAAUUGUAUACUUCAACAAACAAAUUAGACAAUGAGGACAGUGUGAUUGAUGAUCGAAAGAAUGAUGGCAAUAGUGAAAGAAAUCAAGAUGAUAUUGCGUAUUCGAAGAAUAAUGAGACCAAUGAAUUCGAUAUCUCAAAUGAUGUAAUAACCAUAGAAGAAUCAACUGCACCACCUAUGGAAGAGAAUAAAGAUAAAAAUAGCCUUGAAGACAUACCUAUACCAAUAUUUAUUCGCAUAUCGGGGGAUGACUAUUUAUUGAUUCCUUUUUACAAACCUACAAAAUUAGACUUAGAAGGUCUUGUUGCAUUAUUUGAUGAUUCAUCAGUUUUAGGACAGUCAACUGAUGAUUUUUUUGGCUCUUUAAGAGAUAAUGAGGAUUUAGUGGAUUUAUAUAAUUUUGAAGAAAAUGAGGAAUUGAUUCUAAUCAUCCCCGAGCUUGGUAAUUUAUCUAUAACUGAAGACAACAUAUAUUCACGCGAUAUUGGAAUUUGGGAUUUUGUUAAGGCAUUUAUGUCACUCAAGGUGAAUUCCAAAGAUGAUACUUCAGUACCUCCUAGAAUGACUUUGGAAGUAUCUACUCAAAGAAGAUUUAUAACCAAGUUUAAUAAGUUAGCGGAAUCUGUGAACUCAGGCAAAGGAUUCAACGAUAUCGAAGAUUUAAAUGAUCCGGGCGAGCUGAGGUUAUCCUCUAAGCGUAGCAUAGAAUUCGAAGAGGAUGUUAAUGAAGGCCACAAAAAACAAAAAACGAGUAUAUAGGUAUGUAGUUAGCUAAAUGAAUGAAUAAAAGGUUGACAAUGACU
Hyphopichia burtonii NRRL Y-1933 is the source of this 1497-nucleotide messenger RNA. RefSeq names its product RMR1 family protein. Bases 62 to 1453 code for a protein of 463 amino acids. Lineage: Eukaryota; Fungi; Ascomycota; Pichiomycetes; Serinales; Debaryomycetaceae. The record is from RefSeq and is a predicted model, not a curated record. The transcript has a single exon.